UUGUGGUCGCGGCGCGGGCCUCCGGCGAGCGUCCAUGGAGAAGGCUGGGCGUGAGAGUGACGGCGCCCCCUGCGGGCCUGUCCUGCACAUCGUGGUGGUCGGCUUUCACCACAAGAAGGGCUGCCAGGUUGAAUUCUCUUACCCACCACUAAUUCCAGGAGAUGGACAUGACAGCCACACUUUACCUGAAGAGUGGAAGUAUUUGCCUUUCCUUGCCUUACCAGAUGGUGCACAUAACUAUCAGGAAGAUACUGUGUUUUUUCACUUGCCACCCAGAAAUGGAAAUGGAGCCACAGUAUAUGGUAUCUCUUGUUAUCGACAAAUUGAAGCCAAGGCAUUAAAAGUGAGGCAAGCUGACAUCACCAGAGAGACGGUUCAGAAAAGUGUCUGUGUUUUAAGCAAGCUGCCUCUUUAUGGCUUACUUCAAGCAAAACUUCAACUCAUUACACAUGCCUAUUUUGAAGAGAAAGAUUUUUCCCAAAUCUCUAUUCUAAAGGAGCUCUAUGAACAUAUGAACAGUUCCUUGGGAGGGGCCUCAUUAGAAGGAUCGCAGGUGUACCUUGGUCUGUCUCCUCGAGAUCUUGUCCUUCAUUUUCGACACAAGGUCUUGAUUCUGUUUAAGCUAAUUCUUCUUGAAAAGAAGGUUCUAUUUUACAUUUCUCCAGUGAAUAGAUUGGUGGGCGCACUAAUGACCGUGUUAUCCCUUUUUCCAGGCAUGAUUGAGCAUGGCCUCAGUGACUGUUCUCAAUAUAGACCCCGAAAGAGUAUGUCUGAAGAUGCUGGACUUCAGGAAUGUAAUCCGUCUGCAGAUGAUUUUAUUUCUGAGUCUACUUCUGACAUUUUAAAUACCAACUUGGGAACUGUCACAAGAAUCAGGGCAGAAAACCAUGGAGAAGAUGCUGUUCCCCAGACAGAGAAGCCCUACUUCCAAGUAGAAGGUAACAACAACAAAGGACAAGAACACAGUGAUACUGGCCGAUAUUUGGAACUUCCACCUCGUCCAUCUCCAGAGUCUUCAGAAAGUGACUGGGAAACUUUGGAUCCUAGUGUCUUAGAGGAUGCCAACUUGAAAGAAAGGGAACAGAUGGGGUCAGACCAGGCACACUUAUUCCAAAAGGACUCUGUGCCCUCAGACAGUCCUCCAAUUACUGUACAGCCUCAAGCUAAUACCAGGCAGGUGGUCCUGAUACCAGGGCUCAUUUCUGGUUUGGAAGAAGACCAAUAUGGCAUGCCUCUGGCCAUCUUUACAAAGGGAUAUCUGUGUUUGCCUUACAUGGCAUUGCAGCAGCAUCAUCUCCUCUCUGAUGUCACUGUUCGGGGAUUUGUGGCUGGAGCUACUAACAUCCUUUUUCGACAACAGAAGCACCUCAGUGAUGCCAUUGUGGAAGUAGAAGAAGCCCUGAUCCAGAUCCAUGAUCCAGAACUUAGGAAGCUGCUUAACCCGACGACUGCAGACCUGAGGUUCGCAGAUUACCUGGUGAGGCACGUGACUGAGAACCGGGAUGACGUCUUCCUGGAUGGCACAGGCUGGGAAGGAGGUGACGAAUGGAUCCGGGCCCAGUUUGCUGUCUACAUCCAUGCUCUGCUGGCUGCUACACUGCAGUUAGAUAAUGAAAAGAUGUUGUCAGACUAUGGAACCACUUUUGUUGCCGCCUGGAAGAAUACUCACAACUACAGGGUAUGGAACAGCAAUAAGCAUCCAGCACUCUCAGAGAUAAAUCCAAACCAUCCUUUCCAAGGCCAGUACUCGGUGUCAGACAUGAAACUCAGAUUCUCACAUUCUGUUCAGAACAGUGAACGUGGCAAAAAAAUUGGCAGUGUCAUGGUCACAACCAGCCGGAAUGUGGUACAAACAGGAAAAGCUGUUGGCCAAUCAGUUGGAGGAGCUUUUUCCAGUGCAAAGACAGCUAUGUCUUCAUGGCUGUCUACUUUCACCACAUCCACCCCUCAGAGUCUUCCUGAGCCACCCAAUGGGAAGCCCUGAGUCCAGCAGCAGAAGCUGCUUUGUUUUCUAAGGUGUAAUGCUCCCUCCCCUUCUGCUGCUCCCACGGUUUCUUCCUCUAUCCAGAGGUCCAUACCCAGGGACCAAGAUGACAAACUGUUUACAUGGACCGUUGCACUCUGUCUAAAUGAAAGUUGCAGGAUACUAAGUGGAUGAAAUCACAACCAUAGCAGAAUAGCUUUCCAGGUUGGGGGUUAAAUUGACUACUUUUACUUCGUUCUGAGCCUAAUUAAUGUACACAAUGAACCUUCUAGUGAAUUUUAAGUUCUGAGAUUGUACAUUUGUUUACUUAGAAGAAUUUUUACAUAUGUAUAUUUUGUUCUAUUUUGCUGUUUAAAUAUUUAGAUGGUCAUUGUAAUUUAUAUUGACUAAAAUUAAGUUAUAUUACUAUUUCACUAUCUCUGAAGUUAGCCCUAAAAUGUAUUUGUAACAUAUAGGGAUUAUGCAUUCCAGCCUGAGUUCUAGGGUGGGCUUUUAUGGGGUGGUUAGAGGGAAUCCUCUACCCACUGAACACUUCUUCCCAGAGCUAUGAAAUUCAAGAGGGGAAAGCUGAGGGUAAGAUGUCAUUUUCUAUGAAUAUCCUCCUGUCACAGUUGGUGUGAAGCAGCAGAGAUGCCCCUGUGCUUCUCUCCUACUGGCAGUGCUUGUGCAAGGAAGCAGCAGUGGUGAUUCAGCAGCACUGAAGGGUUGGCACAUGUCUGGAGUGUCUGGAGGACAGUACUUUGUCGACCCACAUGCUAGCUCAGUCAACUCCAGUUAUGUUGCUGUCUUAAUCAGCACUUUGUUAUCAAAAAUAUGUGCCUUGUUUCCUCAUGUAAGUGGUCGUCCAUUGGAUCUGCAUAGAUCCACAGGCCUUCUCUUAGUCUUGUUCUGCAUUGAGCUUUUCAAGGCAGUUGGCCUUCCUGCUUUCCUGACUGAAAAUCCUCCUGUCGUCAGGGCUGCUACCUUCUAAAGAAAAACAAAAUGACCAAUAAAAGUUAAAUAUAAACCAUGACUUAGCCCACAUUUAGAAAAACAAGAAGUGGGCCGAGGAGAUGCUUUAGUGAGGGAAAGUGCUUACUGUGCAAGCAUGACAACUUGAAUCCAGAUCCCUGGAACCCACAUAAAAAGCCACAUCUCUAAUCCCAGUGUUCCUACAAUGAGGUGGGAGGUAGAGUCUAGAGAAUCUUAGAAAGCCAGCUAGCCUAGAGUGAACAAUGAAUUGGCAAAAAUGAGAGACCCUGCCUCAAAACAAUGUGGAAAAGAUGAACCAGAUUGUCCUCUGACUUCCAGGGAAUGUGUUGAGUGCAUGCUUAUAUUCACACACACAAAGACACACACCUCAAAUAAAAGAACAGUAAGAAACAAGAGAAUGAAUUCACACCCAUGCCAGGAGUCACUUGUUUGGUAAAUCAGUACAGCUAGUUUUAUGUUACCACAGGCAUGAAUUUGCCAGCCUGUCAUUUAAAUUCAUGCUUGUCAUGUAUAGCUGUCAUUUGCCUUUCAGGGGAUCCUGAAUGGGUGUUCUCAGGGAGUGCUUAUGGAAAACAGUCUGCCUUUUCAGUAACAGAAGGCAUGUGGAAUAACAUAUGAUUUAACAAGCGUUGGCAAAGUCAGGGGCCUAAUUAAGGACAUUGAUUAUAUUUCUUUUUUUGUUGUUUUUGUUUGUUUUUUUGUUUUGUUUUGUUUUUUGAGACAGGGUUUCUCUGUGUAGCCCUGGCUGUCCUGGAACUCACUCUGUAGACCAGGCUGGCCUCGAACUCAGAAAUCCGCCUGCCUCUGCCUCCCAAGUGCUGGGAUUAAAGGCGUGCACCACCACUGCCUGGCGAUUAUAUUUCAUUUAUCCCGUAUGAGAUUCCCUAAGGACUAUAAAAAGAAAAUAGGGCAUAAUUCAGUAUUUUUAAAACUUGGCAAGUUGCAUUUUAACACGAACUACUUCCAAUUGGGCAUAAUAACUUGAGAGAUUCCAGUGACAACAAAUUAAUCGGUUAAUGGGGGAACAAUAUUAAUUGUCUUUAGCCAGUAAAUAUUUGAAAAGAGAAGAAAAUAAAGCCACACAAAACUGAAAGGAACGUUAAUGUUGUGCUGAGACUCCUGAGAAUUCAUGGCUAGAUAUCAUUUCAUGUGGCUAAAGCAUAUUGCUAUACCCAUGGUAGUUGGCAUUGCUAGGAGCCCGGCCUGGGUUAGCUAGUAAGAUGAUGAUGUGUUCUUUAGUUUGCACCAGGUUUGUAUGACUUGGGGAAAUGCCUGCUGUCACUUAAACAAAAACAAUGCAACAUUCACUUUGAAAUAUACUCGGAGGGGGAAUAUGUAACUGCUUUUGUCUCACACUCCCCACUUGAGUGUGUAUGGGUUCCCCUGCGUAUGGUCUCACUGUCUUACCACAUAGGUCUCUAAAAUUGCCAAACUCCUCCCUCUUGUCUCAACUGGGAUUAUAGGAGCACACCACUGUGCCAGGCUCAAGUGUAUAUUUUAAUUGAACUUUCUCUUAAUGUAGUUAAAAACUUAACUCUUAAAAUAGUCACUUAACUGGUCAGCAUAAAAUAACUUACCUUUGAAUAUAAAACAUCUUAGAAUGGUCAAAAGACCAUAUGCCUGCUUCCUUUAGGUUCUUGGAAAUGUUGGCUUUUCAAGGGCCAUACACAAUUUUGUUGCUGGCAGGGGCAUCACCUAAUGCAGCAGCGAGUGUCAUGGACAAUAGGAGAUACACCCAAUGAGCCCACACAUGUGAAGUGUCCAGUGAGCUAGGCUAACUCUGACGCGUAGUCUCCCUCCAGUGCUGGCAAGGUAGCCCAUUAGCCAACACUAGGCCUUUUGACUCUUUCCAGGUGAUGUGGCUAUUGGAAACCACACUUUCUCCAGUGAUUGCCAAUACUCUUGUGUCUAAGAACUGAGUGUAACUAGACCUGCCAGAGUGAAAAUCAACCAACAUUUUUCAGUUUCACCAGGCAGACAUUGUCAGUAGCUGUACUGCUGUUCAGGUGGUUUUCAGGAAACCCAUUAUGAUCCUAGUGUAACGACAAUGACACAGAUAAGGGAGAGAAUUAAAGCUGUGAGUCUAGAGUAGAAUAGGAAUUCUGAAGCUGCAUGUUUAACAGAUGUGGAGCAGUUGUAUACGUUCAUCUGAUUUAUAACCAAUAUGAAUUGUCCACUCCCAAAUCCUUCACUAGCUACAAGCCUGAAAAGAGUUCUCUCCUUUUGCAUUAAGAAACAGUUGGCUUUCUUGCACAGCAAAAUAGAGCACAUGACAGGACUUCCUCAGCCCUUCUGCCUUUCAAAUUUUGUACUAAGCAGUUAACUGUUUUUUAGAAUAGUUUUCUUUAGAAAUUCAAGGAAAAAGCAAAUUAGGAAAACAAAAAUAAGAAGCUAUUACAUAGCUGAGAAACAGGGCACUUAAAGUCUGAAUGGAGAAUAUUUUGACACCCAGUACUUAACCUACUAAAGGCAUGAGUUUAGACAGAAGUUAGAAUUGUAAUUUGCUAUUUACAUUUGUAUGUGAAGCUGUACCUUUUUUUUUUCCUGGUAGGCAGGUGUUAUUGAAGUUAAAUAUUCUAUGGGGAAAACCUUGUGGGAAUUAAUAGCCAGUGGCCCCUCAUUCAUUCUUGAUAAGUUUAGAAGUUCUGCAGGCCAGCGUCCUGAUUUAUACCCACAGGCAGUGUCUGCUGCAGCCUCCUCAGAGGGCAGCCUGUUAGAACAGAAGCCGCUUGCUCCUGCUUGUGGUGCUAGCUGCACCAGCCUGUUAAUGUACUGAGGUAUUGCUUAGGAUCCCUGAAACAUUUGUACACUGUGGUUCUUUAAGGAGAAGUGGCCCAGCAUUCAUGACUUUCCACGACAUCUCCUGGUAGCCUUUAACUAUGACAGAAUGCUCCUUGAAUCACCUGAAGAUGACCAUCAUUCCUCAUAACGUGGCGCUAGGAUCUUCUCAUUCCAAGUCUUCUGACUUCAUUAGUUUGGAAUUGUUUUUCCAUAAUUUCCAACAUUCCACAAAAAUUUUUUUUAGAGACAAAGGUAUGUGUUUUUUUUCAUACAAAAGCUUCAUAAAAAUGACUUCCUACCUGAAUUAUGAAGAAGAAGAAACUGGCUCCCUCGUAUGGUAUAACACUCCGAAAUUAAAAGAUUGUGCAUGUCUAAGGGGUUGGAUAUAUUUUGUAAAACUCUAAAUAUGUUUGUAUUUCUGUGCUGUUCAGAAAUUUACCUUUUUACUUGUACUAAUUAAAGAUAUAGAAAACUAUAUAUUUAAAUCAUGUAAAUGGAACACAAUUUAAAGGGGUUUCCAAUCUUAUUUUUCAUCAGCUUCUCAUGCACAUAGUAUGCUGCUAAAGUUCCUUUUGUGUGCAAUAUAAAGGUUUGAACAUUUCAAGUCAGGUACUGAGCCAGAAAAGGUCAUUGAAGUUUUCAGAAAACUGCUUAGAGCAUAUUUUAUUUUGUUGAGAUACUGCUAUUUUAUAGCUGGAAAAACAAGAUUACGCAUUACAUGUUUGAGUCCGCUUGAUCAUCUGUUUCUAGAUGUAGGAAGCAUUUGAUUAAUGACUUGGUGAAGGUACUUACUGGUUGGAAAAUAGUUUUUAAGGAAGUUAAGCUGUAGCUUUUCUUUUCUCUAGUAGCUUUGUAGUUUUGCUAGUUUUCUGUUGUCAUUUGUUUUUUAGAACAUUGAAGUUAUAAAUCAUGUCUAAUCUUGCUGAACUGUAGAGCUUCUAUUGUACCUUUUUUUUAAGAAAACCUGAUAAUAAAAUUAUCCUGUUUCUCUUGCACACGUGCUGUUGAUCUCCUAGACUUCACUGCAUGUUGUCUGUGUGAUUUCUGGCCUUCACACCUGGGCAACAGUGCAUUCGUCAUUUGUCAAGAAAGCAGCACAUAGGUGAACUGAAGGACUCCAUGCCCAAUUUAGCUUCCUCCUCAUACUACUCAUGUUUGGAACCUCAGCUUUCUAACUGUGACCUCUGCGGAAAGAGCCCUGUGUAGCAUCUGGGGAAGUCUGAAGGGAUGCUGCAGUUCUAAGGACGUUGGUGAUAUGAUCACCUCAUGGACAGGCCAGGGAAGGAGAAACUGCAUUGCCACAGUCCAUUCCUCCACUUGGAUUGGUCAGACGAGUACACUGAGGAUUCCAAGGGUGUUUGCUGUGCACCGUGGCUCCGUUACAGCUUGUUCAUGGAGUAAGAAGAAUCCACAACAUUGGGGCGGUAGUGAGAAGCGCCAGCACAGCCGCCAGAGGAUUAACUGACUACCACAACAGGACAAGAUCUCUCAACUGUGGCACACGUGGGUGCUACACACUGUUUAUGUGUUCUGCAUACUGUUUAUCAUUUUGUGGUUUACAAAUAUUUGAUAGUUAUUUUUUCCUCUAAUUAUCUUUAAUUAUGUGCAUAUUGAGGGGUGGGUGUUCACAAUGCCAUGUCCAUCAAAGCCAGAAGAGGGAAUCCAGUCCCCCAGAGCUGGAGUCACAGGUGGUUAUCUAAAAUGGAUGCUGAGAACUGAACUCUGGUCUUCUUCAAGUGUAGCGUGCCCUUCUAACUACUUGGCCUUCUCUUCAGCAAAUGAAUAAAAUUCUUAAUCUAGUCGCAUUGACCCAUUUACAUUUAGAGACUUUGUGUUCUCUUUAAGAAGACACUCUACAAUGUUGUAGAAGUUAUUUAGUCUUGAGUUUCACAUUCAGGACUACCUGGGAUUUCUUUAUUAGAGCUGUGCGAAAUCAAGAUGUACAAGAAUAGUGUAUCUUGCUGCUGCUUAUUUCUUCAAGGGAAAACUCCUGUGGUGCUAACUUCUCAUCAUUGUAUGUUCACACAAAACCACAAGAGGAACAUAGGAUCAGAGUCUGAGUUAAAGAGAAGCCUUUAAGUACAACAGUAAAUUUACAGAGGUAAAUAUUAGCCGAGAUUCUCAUUUAACUUAUCCAUAUUUUUCUCAUUUUGUUUCAGGUCUUGGCAAAGUAUUACCUCAGGACCACUUCGUAGAGAUGGAUGAAGAGACCUUGUUUUGGUACUCUGAUUGUCUGAUGUCCUCAAAGUCAAAUAGUCUCACAGUGGUUCCAGUGUUUCCAAACCUGUCCUGGGCAGCCACAAACUUUGAGGACCUUUUAACUGUACCAGAGACUACUCAAUUUCCCCCCAGGAAACUUUUUAUAGUCUGUGGCCGCUUGAAGUUGCUGUUAACAUAAACUGAGUCCCUCAGACUGCA
Molecule: messenger RNA, 8155 nt
Organism: Grammomys surdaster
Lineage: Eukaryota; Metazoa; Chordata; Mammalia; Rodentia; Muridae
Gene: Avl9
Product: AVL9 cell migration associated
Exons: 17
Coding region: 35-1984 (649 amino acids)
Cellular component (GO): cytoplasm
Source: RefSeq, a predicted model, not a curated record